Ceratosolen solmsi marchali is the source of this 9314-nucleotide messenger RNA. Its product is annotated as neural-cadherin. Gene Ontology annotation, biological process: multicellular organism development; neuron projection development; homophilic cell-cell adhesion. Lineage: Eukaryota; Metazoa; Arthropoda; Insecta; Hymenoptera; Agaonidae. Gene Ontology annotation, cellular component: plasma membrane; catenin complex. Gene Ontology annotation, molecular function: beta-catenin binding; calcium ion binding; cadherin binding. The transcript is spliced from 36 exons. The coding region runs from base 79 to 9147 and encodes 3022 amino acids. The record is from RefSeq and is a predicted model, not a curated record.
UGCGUCGAAGAAAUAAAGGAGCAUCUAGGAGUACUUAUGGCUUAAUAAAAUUGUGAAAACUUAGUAAUUGGAAGCAGGAUGUGGUACAUAUUAAUUAGUGUGCUGGCCUUUGUGGCUAGUAUUAGUGGAUAUGAAAGCGGUAAAAUUAAUAUUGAUUUACAGACAAUACCAUCAGUUCUGCCACAUGAUAUUUAUCCUGGUUUCGAAGUGAUGCAAUUUCGGACCGAGUUUAAUCAUCUUACCAGUUAUCAACUUAUUGAAAAUAGAUUCUCUAAAUAUUUUACUGUUCUUGAUAAUGGUAUUCUGAUGACUACCUCUAAUCUCUUACCUCUUGUCAAUCGACCUGUGUAUCUCAUCAUUUUGGAACAACUUUUUAAUCGUACUAAGAUUCAUGAACUUAAUCUCUAUGUCAUCAACCGGCAUAGGAUGCUUACAUUCUCACGUGACCAUCUCGGUGAAGGACAAAUUACUGAGAACGCUAGCCUAGGAAGCCUCAUCAAGGAUCUGCCUAUGUUUCAUGCUCGAGGAAACUUCCCGGUUCAUUAUAUUAUUUUACCGAACGAAGCUGGUCAACGACCUUUUGCUCUAGCUGAGAGCCAUUUUGGUCAGAUUGGUUUUAAUCUGACCUUACGGAGUUCUAAACAGACUAUGAAAUUAGUUACAGCUCAACAAUUGGAUCGAGAAAAAAAAGCCAGCCACCGAGUGGUUAUUCAGGCUUCAGAUGGUGAUUAUGUUAGUACGUCAAAAAUCGAAGGAUUGAUACACGUACUUGACGUUAAUGACAAUAGUCCUAUAUUUGAACAAAUACAUUACAGUUUUGAUGUCUUGCCUGAAAAUUUAAAUGAGCUAGGUAACUGGAGCUGUAUCCAACCUCAAUGGAAGCGAUUCUCAAGUAUAGGUCAGGUAUUGGCCAAGGAUGCUGAUGGUGACAGAGUGGCGUACAAAUUAUUGACACCAACGAAUCUCAUCGUUAUAGUACCACAAACGGGUGAGCUAUUGUUGAUUGGAGAACCAAACAUUGAAAUGGAUAUCAAUGUUGAAAGUGAAUUUUUGGUUGAAGCACAUGAUAUAAGAAUACCUAGCAGAAUAGGAAUAUCACCUGCGCGCGUACUUGUACGCUUUUUGACCUGUAAAUCCGAAAGGACCCUCGCCAAAGAAAAAAAUGAAAUACACAGAAUCGUCAAACGAAGAGUUACAAGAGCAGUUAGGCCAACUAAGAAGAUCGAAUUUACGGAAGCCGAUGGUAACAUCGAAGACAAGGUUGCAUUUAACUUAGAAAAGGAGAAUGAGCGAGAAACAUAUAAGAUAAGAGACAUUAAUAAGUGGGUUACCGUAAUGUCUAAUGGCACUGUUAAAGUUAAACAAAAAUGGGAUUAUGAAGAAUUAGGUCCUGAAAAAACGAUUGAUUUUUGGGUUACGAUUACAAAUUCAGGUUUUCAAUAUACUGACAAUCAACGUGUUAUUAUCAACAUAAAGGAUAUUAACGAUGAGCCACCAUAUUUUAUCAAUCGACCAUUGCCAAUGCAGGCUGUUGUGCAACUCAACGCUCCACCUAACACACAUGUUUUCACUCUUCAGGCACGAGAUCCUGACACAGAUAGUAAUAUCCACUAUUUCAUCGUACGCGAUCGAACUGGUGGCAGAUUUGAGGUUGAUGAGCGCUCAGGAGUUGUGCGAACGCGUGGUACAGAUCCGUUUCAACUUGACAUGGAAUAUGUUCUUUACGUGAAAGCAGAGGAUCAAAAUGGACGUGUCGAGGAUCGACGGUAUCAAUCUACUCCUGAAGAGAGACUAUCAAUUGUUGGUGGAAAAAGAGCACCUCAAUUCUACUUAACUGCUUACGAAGCAGAAAUACCAGAAAAUAAAAAAAAGGAUUCAGAUAUUAUAUCUGUGAAAGCUAAGUCAUUUGCUGAUAGAGAAAUACGUUAUACAUUACAAGCUCAAAAUCCAGGUGCUGCAGGAACGUUUAAUAUCGGAGCGACUUCUGGAAUCGUAAAACUUGCCAAAGAAUUGGAUUUCGAAGACCUUCGUCAAUUAAAUAUUUAUCAAUUAAUUGUCACCGCUACUGAAGAUUCGGGAGGCUUUUCCACGUCAGUUGAGUUAACGAUACGAGUAUCUGAUGUGAAUGAUAAUGCACCUAAGUUCGAAUUACCGGAUUAUCAAGCUCAUAAUGUAGAUGAAGAUAUUCCAUUAGGAACAAGUAUUCUUAAGGUUAAAGCUACAGAUGCAGAUUCGGGAAUGAAUGCAGAAAUAGAGUAUCUAGUUUCGGAUGAUCACUUUAGUGUUGACGCUAGUGGUGCCAUAGUUAAUAAUAAGCAACUCGAUGCUGAUAAUAAUAAUGCUUAUUAUGAAUUUAUCGUUACUGCAAAAGAUAAAGGCGAACCAUCUAAAAGCGGCACGGCGACAGUGCGCAUAUAUACAAAAAAUAAAAACGAUGAGGAGCCCAAGUUUUCGCAGCAAGUAUACACACCGAAUGUUGACGAGAAUGCAGGACCUAGUACUCUUGUGACGACCGUUGUUGCAUCAGACAAAGACGGCGACAACGUACGUUUUGGUUUUGUGGGCGGUGGCACGUCAUCUGGACAGUUCGUUAUUGAGGAGAUUACAGGCGUUAUUCGUUUGCAUAACAAAAAGAUUCUUCUCGAUCGAGACAAAUACGAGUUAAAUGUUACGGCUAUGGACGAUGGUGCUUGUUGUCUCAAUGGGGAGCAAAAUAUUCACACAAGUACGGCAGUCGUUGUCGUAUUCAUCACAGAUGUUAAUGAUAAUAAACCUGUCUUCAAAGAUUGUGGAACAUAUAAUCCAAAAGUUGAAGAAGGCGCAACGAAUGGAAGUCCAGUUAUCAAAGUUUUAGCUACGGAUGAGGACAAAGGUGUUAAUGGACAAGUCAAAUAUUCUAUCGUCCAACAACCAAAUCAAAAGGGUACUAAGUUUACUGUAGAUGAAGAAACUGGACAAGUCAUGACAAAUAAGGUAUUCGAUCGCGAAGGAGAUGAUGGUAAGUUUGUAUCAGUGACGGUUAAAGCAACGGAUCAGGGUGAGCCUUCAUUAGAAGGUGUUUGCUCAUUUACAGUCGAAAUAACAGACGUAAAUGAUAAUCCACCUCUUUUUGACCGACAAAAAUACGUAGAGAAUGUGAAACAAGAUGCGAGUAUCGGUACCAACAUUCUUCGAGUUUCAGCAUCUGAUGAGGACGCAGAUAACAACGGGGCAAUUAUAUAUUCUUUGAGCGCACCCAACGACGAAAAAGGAUUGGAAUACUUCGAAAUUCAACCAGAGUCUGGUUGGAUCGUGCUGAAAAAGCCACUAGACCGAGACAGGUAUCGACUGAGAAUAAGCGCCUCCGACAGAGGGACACCGCCCUCAUAUGCCGAAGUGGAUGUUGAAUUAGACGUCGUAGACAGAAACAAUAAACCUCCUGUGUGGGAUAGCAAUGUAUACGGCCCCAUUCACAUCAAAGAAAAUGUCACAGUGGGUACUGUAAUGACGUCAGUAAAAGCCAGCUCUGGCAUUGAAAAUAAUCCUGUCGUAUUUUACCAUUUAAUGCCUGGAUCGACUGCUCAAACUAACAAGAUGCACACAUUUUACCUACAACAACGAUCUGAAAAUUCUGUUACUUGGGCGGAUAUAAAAGUGAACCAACCCUUAGACUAUGAAAGCAUCAAGGAAUAUAACCUAACAGUGCGAGUUGAAAAUAAUGGAGCACAGCAGUUAGCUUCGGAAACAACCGUUUUUAUUAUGCUGGAAGAUGUAAAUGAUGAGAUUCCGUUAUUUACUGAACGUGAACAAGAGACGGUCUUGGAAGGUGAACCGAUAGGGAGUAAAGUCACCCAAGUCAAUGCUAUUGAUAAAGAUGGUACCUUCCCUAAUAACCAAGUUACGUAUUAUGUAGUAGACAGUGAUCGAAAUGAAGGGAAAGAUUACUUUGAAAUCAAUAGAGAGACCGGCGAGAUCUUCACAAAGAUUGUCUUCGACCGUGAGAAACAAGGAGCUUAUGCUCUUGAAGUUGAAGCAAGAGAUGGGUCACCGUCGGCACGACCAAACAGCAAUGGACAACCUAAUUCAGUUACGAAAUUUAUUCGAAUUGGAAUUGCUGAUAAAAACGAUAAUCCACCUUACUUUGAUAAGGGUCUUUACGAGGCUGAAGUCGAUGAAAAUGAAGAUAUUCAACAUACUGUUCUUACUGUUACCGCCAAGGAUCACGAUGAGUCAUCACGUAUUCGAUAUGAGAUUACAAGCGGUAAUAUAGGUGGUGCUUUUGCUGUAAAAAAUAUGACAGGAGCAAUUUACGUUGCAGGAGCGUUAGAUUAUGAAACAAGAAAAAGGUAUGAAUUAAGACUAACUGCAUCUGAUAAUUUAAAAGAAAAUUAUACUAUCGUCGUUAUUCACGUAAAAGAUGUAAAUGACAAUCCGCCUGUUUUUGAGCGACCCACAUAUAGGACUCAAAUUACCGAAGAAGAUGAUAGAAACCUACCAAAACGUGUAUUACAGGUAACUGCUAGCGAUGGGGACAAAGAUAGGAAACAUGAUAUUGUUUACUUCUUAACUGGUCAAGGUAUUGAUCCAGAUAAUCCAGCAAACAGCAAGUUUGAUAUUAAUAGAACUUCUGGUGAUAUACGUGUACUUAAGCCAUUGGAUAGGGAUCAACCAAAUGGUCGACCACAAUGGCGAUUCACAGUAUUUGCACAAGAUGAAGGUGGAGAAGGUCUUGUUGGAUAUGCAGAUGUGCAAGUUAAUUUAAAAGAUAUUAAUGAUAAUGCUCCACUAUUUCCACAAGGAGUUUAUUUUGGUAAUGUGACUGAAAAUGGAACAGCAGGCAUGGUUGUAAUGACAAUGACGGCGGUAGAUUAUGAUGAUCCCCAUGAAGGAACAAAUGCAAAACUGAUUUAUUCAAUCGAGAAGAAUGUUAUUGAAGAAGAAACAGGUUCACCUAUUUUUGAAAUUGAAGCGGAUACCGGUGUCAUUAAAACAGCUGUGUGUUGCCUAGACAGAGAACGAACACCGGAUUAUUCGAUACAAGUAGUUGCCAUAGAUGGAGGAGGUUUAAAGGGGACAGGCACAGCAUCAAUAAGAGUAAAAGAUAUAAAUGAUAUGCCACCUCAAUUCACAAAAGAUGAGUGGCUUACUGAAGUCGAUGAAACUGAUGGGCCAGACCUUCCAGACAUGCCCAUUCUUACAGUAACUGUUCACGACGAAGAUGAAACAAAUAAAUUUCAGUAUAAGGUGAUCGAAAAUAGUGGAUAUGGUGCAGACAAAUUUACCAUGGUACGUAACAAUGAUGGAACAGGAUCACUCAAAAUAGUUCAACAAUUAGAUUAUGAAGAUCAACUGCAGAGUAAUGGCUUUAGAUUUAGGAUUCAAGUUAAUGAUAAGGGUGAAGAUAAUGAUAAUGACAAAUAUCAUGUUGCUUAUUCAUGGGUGGUUGUUAAAUUACGAGAUAUUAAUGAUAAUAAGCCACAAUUUGAAAAAGCUAAUAUUGAAGCAGUAGUUCCAGAAAAUGCUAUAAUUGGAAAUACUUUAGAAACAUUUAAUGCCACGGAUCCUGAUCAAGGUGGGAAAAGUAAAGUAUCGUAUUCUAUUGAUAGAACUUCUGAUAGGAAACGGCAGUUCUUUAUUAAUGAAAACGGAACUGUGUCUAUCCAAAGAAGUCUCGAUCGUGAAGAAACACCAAGACAUCAAGUAAAAAUCUUAGCUAUUGAUGAUGGUAUUCCUCCGAAAACUGCAACAGCUACGCUAACUGUCAUUGUACAAGAUAUUAAUGAUAAUUCUCCAACAUUUUUAAAAGACUAUAGACCAGUUUUACCUGAAUUUCUACCACCACGAAAAGUGGUUGAAAUCUUAGCAACGGACGAUGAUGAUCGUUCGAAAAGUAAUGGACCACCAUUUACAUUUAGAAUGGAUCCAAAAGCUGAUGAUGUUAUUAGAGCUAGCUUCAAAGUUGAAAGUGAUAAUAAAGGCGCAAAUGGUGACGGCAUGGCUAUUGUUUCAUCCCUCCGAACAUUUGACAGGGAACAACAAAAGGAAUAUCUUAUACCAAUUGUUAUUAGAGAUGCUGGUCAUCCAUUGAUGUCUGGAACAAGUACUUUAACAGUAAUAAUUGGAGAUGCUAAUGAUAACAAAAUGCAACCUGGAUCUAAAGAUAUAUUUGUAUAUAAUUAUGCGGGACAGUCACCAGAAACUGAAAUAGGAAGAGUAUAUGUGUAUGAUUUAGACGAUUGGGAUUUACCUGACAAAAAAUUCUAUUGGGAUGGAGCUGAACAUGAUCAAUUUAAAUUUAAUGAAGAUACGGGUAUGAUUUAUAUGAAAUCGGGAACACAUGAUGGCAAAUAUUAUCUACGUUUUAGGGUAUAUGAUAGAGCACAUACACAAACAGAUAUACCAGCAAACGUUACUGUAACUGUUAAAAGUAUUCCACAUGAAGCCGUUUUAAAUUCUGGAUCUGUUCGUAUAUCAGGAGUAACUGAUGAAGACUUUAUUAGAGUUUGGAAUUAUAAAACGCAAAGCUUAUCUCGAAGUAAAGCUGACUUAUUUAGAGAUAAACUAGCAGUACUUCUUAAUAUUGAACGAGAAAACGUAGAUGUAUUUAGUGUUCAAUUAAAAAGAAAACAUCCUCCUUUAACCGACAUUAGGUUUGCUGCUCAUGGUUCGCCUUACUACAAACCUGUUCGACUAAAUGGAAUUGUUUUAAUGCAUCGUGAAGAAAUUGAAAGAGACGUUGGUAUUAAUAUAACUAUGGUUGGAAUCGAUGAAUGCUUCUAUGAAAAUGAAAUCUGUGAAGGUAGCUGUACAAAUACUUUGGAAAUCAGUAGCUUGCCUUAUAUGGUGAAUGCUAAUAAAACAGCUUUAGUUGGUGUACGGGUUGAUGUAAUCGCUGAAUGUACAUGUGGAGCUCGAAAUUUCAGUAAAAAUGAAUCUUGUAGGAAUAACCCAUGUUAUAAUGGUGGUCGUUGUUUAGAAGGACGAUUUGGUUUAAGUUGUCAAUGUCCAAGUGGAUAUAAUGGACCAAGAUGUCAGCAAAUAGCAAGGAGUUUUCGUGGUAAUGGAUGGGCUUGGUAUCCAGCCCUAGAAAUGUGUGAUGUCAGUCAUUUAAGCUUCGAAUUCAUAACGAGAAAAUCGGAUGGUUUACUUCUAUAUAACGGACCUAUUGUGCCUCCAGAAUUGGAUGAAAUUAUGGUUUCUGAUUUUAUAUCCGUUGAAUUGGAACGAGGAAUUCCUAGACUUCUCAUAGAUUUUGGUUCUGGAACAUUGGAACUAAAAGUUAAAACAAAAUUAACACUCGAUGAUGGCGAAUGGCAUAGGUUGGAUAUAUUUUGGAAUACUGAGACAGUUAAACUUAUAGUUGACUUCUGUAAAUCUGCUGAAAUAUUUGAACAAGAUGACGGUAAGGUUCCAGAAUUUAAUGAUAUCACUUGUCAAGCGCAAGGCACUAUACCGCCAUUUAAUGAAUAUUUGAACGUCAAUGCUCCAUUACAAAUCGGAGGGUUAUAUGUUGAACAAUUCGAACCUGAUCAAUAUAAAUGGAAAUAUAUGCCAGUUGGCAAGGGUUUUGAUGGCUGCAUUAAAAACUUAUUUCAUAAUAGUAAAUUAUAUGACUUGGCGCAUCCAGGUUUAUCAAGAAACAGUGUAGCUGGAUGUUCUCAAACGGAAGAAAUAUGUAAUAAUCAAGAAUCUACGUUCCGUUGUUGGGAACAUGGAACCUGUGUGGGAAGUUUUUCAGAAGCUAAAUGUCAUUGUAAUCCUGGAUGGACAGGACCUGGUUGUAUGAUUCCGACAGUACCAACAACAUUUAAAAUUCAAAGUUAUGUUAAGUACGCUCUUUCAUUUGAGCCUGAUAAAUAUUCGACUCAAAUUCAAUUACGAUUCCGUACAAGAGAAUUACAUGGCGAACUUUUUCGUGUCAGUGAUCAACAUGGUAGAGAAUAUGCUAUCCUUGAAAUUAAGGACACUCGACUUCGCUUCAAAUAUAAUUUAAAUAGCUUUAAAACUGAAGAGCGUGAUAUUUGGUUAACAGCAAUUGCCGUAAAUGAUGGACAAUGGCAUACUGUUAGAGUUUCUAGAUUUGGAUCAGCAGCAACGUUAGAACUUGAUGGUGGUGAAGGUAGAAGAUUUAAUGAAACUUUUUCUUUUGAAGGACAUCAAUGGCUGCUUGUUGAUAAACAAGAAGGUGUUUACGCUGGUGGUAAAGCAGAAUAUACUGGAGUACGAACUUUUGAAGUUUAUGCUGAUUACCAAAAAGGUUGUUUGGAUGAUAUUAGACUAGAAGGUAAACAUCUACCAUUGCCACCAGCUAUGAAUGGAACACAGUGGGGACAAGCUACUAUGGCUAGAAAUCUAGAAAAGAACUGUCCUUCUAACAAGCCCUGUGCUAAUAUAAUUUGUCCUGAUCCGUUAGAAUGUAUUGAUCUUUGGAAUCAAUAUGAUUGCACAUGUGGAGAAGGUAGAAUACCAUCACCAGAUAAUAAAGGUUGUAUGGACAAAAAUGAAUGUAUAGAUUAUCCUUGUUUAAAUGGAGGACGAUGCAUUAAUGAAGAUCCUCGCUUUCGGUAUCGAUGUAUUUGCCAUGAUGGAUUUUGGGGUGAAAAUUGCGAACUUGUACAAGAAGGACAAACUUUAAAACUCAGUAUGGGUGCUCUUGCUGCUAUUUUAGUCUGCCUUCUUGUUAUUCUUGUUCUUGUACUAGUAUUUGUAGUAUAUAAUAGAAGAAAAGAAUCACAUAUUAAAUAUCCAGGACCUGAUGAUGAUGUUCGAGAAAAUAUUAUUAAUUAUGAUGAUGAAGGAGGUGGUGAAGACGACAUGACUGCAUUUGAUAUAACACCUCUACAAAUUCCCAUAUGUAAAGCUAUUCCUGAAAUAGGAAAAUUGCCAUCAUGCAAAGUGGCUUAUCCAAUAGGACCUGAACAUAAUGUAGGGACAUUUAUCGAAGAUCACAAAAAUAGAGCAGAUAGUGAUCCUAAUGCACCUCCUUUUGAUGAUUUACGAAAUUAUGCAUACGAAGGUGGUGGUAGUACUGCUGGCUCAUUAUCAUCUCUAGCUUCUGGUACUGAUGAUGAACAACAUGAAUAUGAAUAUUUAGGUAAUUGGGGCCCUAGAUUUGAUAAAUUAGCAGAUAUGUAUGGUCGUACUGAGCAUGGAAGUGAAGAAGAGUAAACUACUCUAUUGUAACCAAAAACAAUUUCUAUAAUUAUGUUUAAAAGUUUUAAGCAAUCAUCGUUAUCUAUUUAUACAGUAGCGAUUUAUUAAAAAAAUUUGUUUAAUAAAUAAUUAUAAGUUACUAGAAACAUCUGAAAUGAAUAAUGGUAUUUUUGAAAAAGUAA